Molecule: messenger RNA, 354 nt
Organism: Cylicostephanus goldi
Lineage: Eukaryota; Metazoa; Nematoda; Chromadorea; Rhabditida; Strongylidae
Source: the annotation of a GenBank genome assembly
AUACUGCUUGUUUGGCGAUACUGUCAGCAUGGCAUCCAGACUGGAAAAAUGUAGUUUACCUGGAAAAAUACACUGUAGCGAGAAAACCUAUAAAUACGCUACACAGACAGGAAGAUUUGAGUUUACCAAUCGAGGAAGAGUUUUCAUCAAAGGAAAGGUAAAGAUGCAGUUUAUGACAGUUGAAAGGCGGUCCGGUGAUGUGGAGACAUAUUUUCUGAUACGAAGCACAAAGAAAAGCAACACUAUUGACGGAUAUGAAGAACUGGAGACGGGAAUGCCUGUGUCCGAACAACAACAAACUGUCAUUUUGCCACCUGUGGCUGAAAAGUCGAAGACAUGCAGCAUCUCCUGAUU